AUGCCGUGGCGGGACUUUUGGUGUGCUGGUUCGCUGCCCUCUCUUUGGAAGAGCAAGCCCGGCAAGUCCGUUUGCUGGCAAGGUGUCAGCCACAGGCUGUUGGUAAAGCUGCUGCGGCAAAGCGCCGAACUGACUCCCCGACGGCUUUUGGCCCUUCGGCUGGCAUGCGAUCUACCUGUACCACAGGUCCUGCUUCGACAGGACGUGACCGUGCUGUCUGAUACGCUGAGACUACCAGCGAGCGAAAAAGCCUCGGAGGUCUCCAUUCAGCUGGAGUGGCUCGUUCCCCAAAGUGCUUCUGGCAGCAGAAAGCGCAGCGCCUCAUUUAAAUGGCUGCCCGGCUUUGGCUGCACGGAUGUUGGUGGCCGAUGCCCACGCGACUUCAAGCGUGUGGUGCUCUACUUGCACGGCGGCGCCUACGUGCUAUGCACUGCCAAGUCCUUGCGGGGCAUCACGUUCAAUGUCGCUGCCGCCCUACAGGCGGCGCUUUGCGCACCUGAUUUCAGGCGGCCGCCGGAACAUCCGAUUCCCGGGCCGAUGGAGGAUGCCAUAGCGGUGUACCGGCACCUGCUUGAGACCAUGCCUGGAACGGAUAUCAUCCUGGCUGGGGACUCUGCAGGCGGAGGAAUCGCAGCAGCGAUGAUGCACAAGCUUCAGGAGCUGGAGUUGCCUCCUCCGACUUGCUGCAUCCUCAUCUCUCCCUGGACGGACCUCGGCCACGAUGGGAUGCGGAACGCGACGCUCUCCAACGAGGACCGCGACUUCCUGCCCCCGGACCUGGUGGAGUUUUGCGCUUCGAUGACUCGCGGAGAUCUGCCCCACAACGAUUGGCAGCACUCGCCAGUUUUUGCACCAGGUCCGCUGGACAAGAUCCCUCCUGUUCUCGUCGUUUACGGCGAGGACGAGCUGUUGGCCGGGCAGAUUGCUCAUUUUGGCAGUGUUUGGCGACAGAAGGGUGCAAGUGUCACUCUCGUGCCCGUUCGAGGCGGGGUGCAUGCGCCAUUGCUACUACAUCAUGUUUGGGAGCCUGCAGUUGAUGCUUUCAGAGUGACUAGGCAGUAUGGCCUGCUCUCAUAUGCCAAGUCUGUAACAAAGCCGAAGCACAUCCCUACCCACAGCAUGGUCCCUUCGUUGCCCGGCGGGGCCUUGGUGUGGGGUUUCUUGCCAAUGGCGACUAUGGCAUUCUGGGCUGUCACCUUGUACAGUCACGGCCCACGAAGAGACCCGACCAUGCAGUCCACCGAAGAUGUCAACAGCGCAUUAUCCCGUCUCCUGCCGGAGCUGAACCGACAGAUCCACAGUGACAUCAAAGACAGUGCCGGGGACUGCGAGGCGCUGUGGGACUAUCGGACGACCAUCGGGGAAGUGCUGUUCUCCAGUCCGCUCUCAGAGAUCUACAGGAGUUGCGAGGGAAGUAGCCGGCUCGCACACAUCACGACGGACAGGGGAGGAGUGGAUACAGACAUUGCCGUUCUGUGGGCCACCGGUCUCAAGUCCCUGGAGCUCGUAGAUGCAUUGGUCACACCGCCGGCUGACAUAUCCGCACCAAGCCAGCAGUGGGCGCUUACGUUGACGGCAAUGUUCAGCAAUCUGCAUAUCUACACCAAAGUCCUCGUCAAUGACAAGGAGUGGCUGAGCGACUACAUUUGCUGCGACAAGACUCUGCACUUCACAGUGAAGGCAAGUGCCGAGUGUCAUGCGGGCAUUGGCUUUAGCGCUAUUCAACUCGAGCUUGUGAACAUGGACAAGAUCGACUUCGUGCAGAAAAAGCAGAUGGUGCUGGAUUCAGGUGCACAUGCAUCGUUCGAGCUGGACUAUGGCACAUCCGAAACCGUGGAGAAAGCGGUUGCUAACUUCAUCUCGCUCAAGGCAGGUGCGUUGCUGAUGAGAAACUCCGAUGGAUCGACCACGGACACGCUGCAGACAGUCAGCGAGGCCAUGUCCGAAAGAUCGUCAAGUUCCACGGUCGUCCCAUGGUCUUGUGUUGAAAGGACUUCAAGCUUGGCUGCUGUAGGCAGACGCGUGUGCCAGUGUAAUCCUGCGCACUGA
Molecule: messenger RNA, 2049 nt
Organism: Symbiodinium sp. CCMP2592
Lineage: Eukaryota; Dinophyceae; Suessiales; Symbiodiniaceae
Source: the annotation of a GenBank genome assembly